CGCCCCCUCCACGUUGGGGGCGGUUACCCACCUGGCCCAGUGCGCAGGCGCGGGAAAGUUGAACUACUAGAAAAGUUUGCGUGACUUGAGGGGAGGCGGCUGCGGCAGCGGGGCGCUGGGCCAGGUGCCUCCAUGGCGGGCUCGGAGGAGCUGGCGCUCCGCGAGGACACGCUGAGGGUCCUGGCUGCCUUCCUGAGGAGGGGCGAGGCUGCCGAGGCCCCCAGCCGCACCCCACCCAGGAACCCCGCCCCGGAGGAGCCGACAGACUUCCUGAGCCGCCUCCGCAGAUGUCUUCCGUGCCCCCUGGGGCGAGCAGCCGCCCCCCCUGAGUCCCCUCGGCCUUCCUCCCUGCCCCUCCGCCCCUGCUAUGGCUCGGAGCCGGGCCCAGCUCCUGCGGACUUCUACACCCUGGUGGCCCAGCGGCUGGACGCGUUGGUCCAAGAGCAGCUAAGAUCCCCGCCUAGCCCAGAGCUGCAGGACCCCCCGGCCACGGAGAAGGAGGCCGUGCUACGCAGGCUGGUGGCCCUGCUGGAGGAGGAGGCGGAAGUCAUCAACCAGGAGCUGGCCUCGGACCCUGCCCUGCGCCAGAAGCUGGCCCGCCUGUCCACCGCCUCUUUCGCCCGGCUGGUGGAGCUGUUCUCCAGCCGCGAGGGCAGCCCCCGGCCGAGCCGCGCGAGCCCCUCCUUGCCUUGCCCGGGCCCCCCGCCACCUUCCCCGGAGCCCCUGGCCCGCCUGGCCUUGGCCAUGGAGCUGAGCCGGCGCGUGGCCCACCUCGGGGGCACGCUGGCGGGGCUCAGCGUGGAGCACGUGCACAGCUUCGCACCCUGGAUCCAGGCGCACGGGGGCUGGGAGGGCAUCCUGGCCGUUUCCCCCGUGGACUUGAACUUGCCCUUGGACUGAGCUCUUCCCCCGAAACCGUUGCCGGACUGGACCUCACGCCCCUGCCUUCGCCGUGGGCUCUCCAAGCCUUCCUCUUCCACUCAGGGCGGUGGGGUGGUGGCUGCCCUACCUGUUUUUGCCAAAAAAAGAAUGUGUUUAAACACUUUUCAUAUUAAAA
Molecule: messenger RNA, 1057 nt
Organism: Lepus europaeus (European hare)
Lineage: Eukaryota; Metazoa; Chordata; Mammalia; Lagomorpha; Leporidae
Gene: BCL2L12
Product: BCL2 like 12
Exons: 7
Coding region: 133-900 (255 amino acids)
Biological process (GO): regulation of apoptotic process
Source: RefSeq, a predicted model, not a curated record